UUUUUUUUUUUUUUUUUAACUUCUAGCAGAAGUGCGGAUGUGAGUUGCAUAUUGAUACGGAACAGGCCGCCACUUUUCUGUUUUAGCAAUGCGGGCUUAGGCGAUGAUCAUUUUGUGGAGCUAUGAAUCCCGAGGAGCAGACGGUAACGUGGUUGAUAUCGUUAGGAGUGCUCAGCUCGCCCAAAAAGAACAUAGCGGACCCGGAGGAGUUUCUGAAAACAUCACUCAAGGAUGGGGUCGUUCUGUGCAAGCUCACGGAGAGACUCAUACCUGGCUUCACGCCCAAGUAUUCCCAGGAUCCAAGAACAGACGCUGACUGUAUCUCCAACAUCAAAGAGUUUUUAAGAGGAUGCUCGUCGUUGAAAGUGGAGGGGUUUGAACCAGAGUGGUUGUACACUGGAGAGAAUUUUGGCAAGGUCCUGAAUACGCUGCUGGCAUUCAACUUUGCCACGCAAGAUUGUGCUGUGGAGCGAUGUCCUCAGUCCGGUUCGUCCUCUCCUAAUCAGACGACGUCUUCACACGCGCUGUCCUCCACCAGAUCCAAAGGGUCUCUGCGCAGACAAUCUAAAUCAGUGGAAAUGUCUGAAAACGGCGGCGGCGGGCAGGUGAUGGUGAAGGCCCGCUUCAACUUCAAGCAGAACAACGAGGACGAGCUGUCCUUCAGCAAAGGUGAAGUGAUCAUCGUCACGCGGCAGGAGGACGGCGGGUGGUGGGAGGGGACGCUCAACGGCAAGACGGGCUGGUUCCCUAGCAACUACGUUCGAGAGAUCAAACCAUGCGAAAAACCACUAUCUCCUAAAGGAAUUCCUCUGACCAAGAACUAUUUCAGUGUGGUGGUUCAGGACAUCUUGGAUCAUGAGCGGGAGUUUGUUAAAGAGUUACAAACUGUGCUCACUUGUUACCUCCGACCCCUGCAAGCUAGCGACAAGUUAAGUAGUGGAGACAGCGCCACCUUGUGUGGGAACCUGGAGGAGAUCCUCACCUUCCAGCAGGGACUGUGUUCAGCUUUGGAGGACUGCACCAAAGUCGCAGAGGGGCAACAGAGAGUGGCAGGAUGCUAUUUAAAUCUCAUGAGUCAGAUCAAGAGUCUGUACCUGAAUUACUGUUCGAGCCAUCCAUCAGCCGUCUGCAUCCUCACUGAUCACAGUGAUGAACUGGGUAAGUUCAUUGAGAGCCAGGGAGCAAGCCCUUCAGGCAUCCUGACCCUGACCACCAGCCUCAGUAAGCCCUUCAUAAGGCUCGACAAAUACCCAACACUGCUGCAGGAGCUGGAGAGACACGUGGAGGAAGCUCAUCCAGACUAUGGGGACAUCAUAAAAGCAACAGCUGCGUUUAAGAGUCUAGUGUCCCAGUGUCAAGACCUAAGGAAGCGCAAGAACCUGGAGCUGCAGAUCCUGUCAGAACCAGUGCGGGGCUGGGAGGGAGACAGCAUGAAGAGCCUGGGACAAGUGGCCUACACGUCACAGGUCCAUGUGAGAAACGGGGCCAGUGAGGAAAAAGAGGAGCGCUACCUUAUGCUUUUCCCAAACGUCCUACUUAUGCUGUCUGCUAGUCCCCGGAUGAGUGGCUUUAUUUAUCAGGGAAAGCUGUCGCUAACAGGCACCACGGUAACGAGACAAGUAGAAGAUGGAGAAAACGCUCCUUAUGCAUUUGACAUCACAGGAGGCAUGGUUGAUCGCUUUUCAGUGUUCUGCAGCAGUCCUCAAGAGUUGCAAGAGUGGCUGGAGCACCUGCAGCCUUACACCAAAUCAGGAAGUCCUACAGGCAUCAUUUCAAAGACUGUAGACGGGAAGCCGCUGAGCUCAGUCGGGACUCCCACACACCUUCCCCACCUGGGUGGUCCGAGCGCCGUCAGCCGGGGUCCCCUGGAGCCGCCAAAGACCAGCAAGCCGUGGACCCUCAGCUGCCUGCGUCCCGCUCCGCCUCUUAAGCCUUCUGCUGCGCUGGGCUACAAAGAGAGGAUGUCUUAUAUCAUGAAGGACUCCAGUAAGAGCCCAAGGCCGAUAAAAAAGUUCCUGCCAGGCAACAGGAAGAAAGACCGCAAGCCCUCUGAUGACGAGUUUCAGAUAAGGAAAAGCACAGCUGCUCUGGAGGAAGACGCUCAGAUACUUCGAGUGAUUGAGGCUUAUUGCACCGGAGCCAGCCUGCACCAAACCACCACAGCGGUACGGAAAGAGUGUGUCCCUCAGGUUCUCCUGCCUGAAGAAGAGAAAAUAAUCGUGGAGGAAAUUAAGAGCAACGGACAGACAGUCACUGAGGAAAAGAGCCUGGUUGACGCAGUUUAUGCUUUAAAGGACGAGGUGCAUGAGUUAAAAAAGGAGAACAAGUGGAUGAAGCAGUUUCUGGAGGAGGAGCAGAAGUCUCGCAAGGAGCUGGAAAGAUUGGUGAGAAAGCUGAGCAAGCAGAAGAACGACUGCGGCUGGGAGGACAGCAGCCAUUAGGACAGUGGACCGUCCUCACAGCUCACCUCUUCGGCCCGGAAGCUCCCGUUUGCAGGAGCGGACUCGCAGCGGGGCAGGUUUCUGUGUGCUUAUGCGUUUAUUUUUCUAUGCGUGUCUUCCGUCUUCACAUUUCAGUCGCACAUAAACGUGGAGCUCAGUCGCCCGGAGCUUGGUUUGACAGCUCGACGGAGUCGGAUCCGUCUCAUCGGAAGACCCAAACGAGCAUGCUUACUGCCGAACCGCUCGGCUAAUCCUCUGUGUUUCAAGCAAUCUCCCCCAUUUGGACUGUAAGAUCCGACCUGCUAGUGGAAGAAUUUUGG
Molecule: messenger RNA, 2761 nt
Organism: Poecilia latipinna (sailfin molly)
Lineage: Eukaryota; Metazoa; Chordata; Actinopteri; Cyprinodontiformes; Poeciliidae
Gene: arhgef6
Product: Rac/Cdc42 guanine nucleotide exchange factor (GEF) 6
Exons: 22
Coding region: 123-2441 (772 amino acids)
Biological process (GO): lamellipodium assembly
Cellular component (GO): lamellipodium; cytoplasm
Molecular function (GO): protein binding; guanyl-nucleotide exchange factor activity
Source: RefSeq, a predicted model, not a curated record